Molecule: messenger RNA, 2325 nt
Organism: Puccinia graminis f. sp. tritici CRL 75-36-700-3
Lineage: Eukaryota; Fungi; Basidiomycota; Pucciniomycetes; Pucciniales; Pucciniaceae
Product: catalase
Exons: 9
Coding region: 248-1840 (530 amino acids)
Biological process (GO): response to hydrogen peroxide; hydrogen peroxide catabolic process
Cellular component (GO): cytoplasm; peroxisome; mitochondrion
Molecular function (GO): catalase activity; heme binding
Source: RefSeq, a predicted model, not a curated record
GACGUCACAGAACUGUGUCUGUCUCUCUGAUUUCAUAUGGCCCUUUGUGAGUCUCCAUGAUCACAGCCACCGUGAAAAAAAAGGUCAACAAGCCGAUUUAAGUACUGUCUUCUGUCCCCCACAACACUCUUCCCCUGAUCCUGCUCCUCUGCAUUAUUUAGCACAUAUAACUUUCCUGCCUUCAUCUGGUUAUUAUCCUUAUUAUCCGGUCCUCGUUUGUUGAAUACAACUAUCAUUAGAGAUCAGCAUGUCAUCUGCUAAGGCGAAUGAGAGCAGUGACGACGCCGUGUAUACUACCUCUGGAGGGAAUCCGUAUCCCGAGCCUUACGAGGCUCAAAGGUUAGGAACCAAUGGUCCAUUGCUACUUCAAGAUUACCAUCACAUCGAUCUCCUUCAGCAUUUCCAUCGUGAACGUAUCCCUGAACGUGUGGUCCAUGCCAAGGGAUCGGGUGCCUUAGGCUAUCUUGAAAUCACGCACGAUAUCUCUGAUAUCUGUUGUGCAAAGCUGUUCAACAAGGUCGGUAAAAAAGCCCCGGUGGUCGUCAGAUUCUCGACUGUCGGUGGUGAAAGAGGCUCCCCAGAUACUGCCAGAGACCCUCGUGGUUUCUCUAUCAAGAUCAAGACGGAGGAGGGUAUUUGGGACUGGGUUUUCAACAACACCCCUGUCUUCUUCCUCAGGGACCCGGUCAAAUUUCCCCAUUUCAUCCACACUCAAAAGAGAUAUCCUCAGUCAAAUUUAUCUCACGGUGAUGAUCCCGACAUGUUUUGGGAUUACUUGUCCCAAAACCCAGAGUCGAUUCACCAGGUCAUGAUCUUAUUUGGUGACCGUGGUGUACCCGAUGGUUAUCGUGGGAUGAACGCGUAUUCGGGCCAUACUUUCAAGUUCGUUAAUGCAUCUGGAAGUUUCAAAUAUGUCCAGAUUCAUUGUUUGGCAGAUCAAAAACGAGGUGAAUUCUUAACGCAAGAAGAAUCUGUUAAGAAGGCAGGCGAAAGCCCCGAUCACUCUACCAAGGACUUAUUUGAUGCGAUUGAACGAAAGGAGUACCCUUCUUGGACUUGCUAUGUCCAAGAGAUGUCCGCUGAGCAAGCGCAAAAGUUUCGAUACAACAUUUUGGACCUUACAAAGGUAUGGCCCCACAAAGAGUUCCCGUUGCGUCCUUUUGCUAAAUUCGUGUUGAAUGAAAACCCGAUCAAUUACCACGCUCAAAUCGAGCAAGUGGCUUUCUCGCCGUCUCAUCUCCCGCCGGGAGUCGAGCCAAGUGCCGAUCCAGUACUUCAAUCCCGACUGUUCUCUUACAACGAUGCUCACAUUUACAGAUUAGGAAUCAACUAUACUCAGCUUCCUGUUAAUGAAUCUGUCAGCCCAGUCGCCAACUUUCAACGAGAUGGACGUAUGGCGUUAGGCGAUAACCAAGGGAAAAGACCCAAUUACAAGAGCACGAUCAAACCGAUGAAAUAUCCUCAAAGACCUUAUCAAUUCCCCGGAGAUCAUGAGGUUUUCAUCGGCCAAGCAGUCGCUGACCUCUCAACAGUCACGGAACUAGACUUCGAGCCUGCUCGUGCGCUGUGGUCGAAAGUCUUUGACGAUGGCGCCAAAGAACGUUUUGUCAAAAACGUCAGCGGACAUCUUGGGAACGUCAGUCUUGAUCGCAUCAAGAAGGAUCAAGUUGCUAUAUUCUUGGCCGUCGACAAAGAUUUAGGUACCAGAGUGGCCAAGGCAAUCGGUCUUAAAGAUAUGCCUGAGCCUUACAAACCCGAGCCUGCAGCUCAAGCAACUAAGUUUGCUCCGAACUUGAAGUCUUCGGGUCAAAUGAUCUUUGGAAAUAGCAUUCCAGCUUAGAACUGGAAUCCGUAAAAUAGCUAACGGAGUUGUAGCUUUGUUUUGUUCAUGCUUAGAUCCAUCAUCGGCGAUUUACACAUUACACGAAAAAAAAAAAAAAAACUAGCCGAAAAUCAACACACGAAGCAUUAAAUCGGUAGAACUUGUAAAUUUGACCAGCCUUGAUAAGAUGUAGCUGAAGAUGCUGGUGUUACUUUUCCGUCUCUACCCAGCAAGAAUUACACCACUCAAACAAAAAUGUAGCGUUUUGAAUCAACUGUUUGUGCAACAUAAAACUAAAACAAGUUAAUAUAUAUACAUGUGUAGAUCAUUGAAACAGGUACUCAAUUGCAAAACGAAAACCUUACCCCCAAAAUCAUGUUUCUCAAUCUUCAUAAUGAAUCGGUGGUGGCUCUAGGAGCACAAAAGGAGUGCUUGAGUGAUGUCCAUAAAUUCACAGCCCAAUUGCAGAGUUGGUGUUCAAAAAUCAGAUGACACAAUCUCAG